Messenger RNA from Lynx canadensis (Canada lynx), 1244 nucleotides. RefSeq names its product C1q and TNF related 2 (gene C1QTNF2). Gene Ontology annotation, molecular function: protein binding. The transcript is spliced from 4 exons. Lineage: Eukaryota; Metazoa; Chordata; Mammalia; Carnivora; Felidae. The coding region runs from base 221 to 1078 and encodes 285 amino acids. The record is from RefSeq and is a predicted model, not a curated record.
GGGACGCGGAGCAGCGCCGAUAGCUUCGUGGCUCCGGAAGCCCCUGGACGUGGCCGAGACUGCUAGGGCUCUGCCAGCCCUCUGGUGUGCUGUUUCAUUUCCAUGACGACAGGUUAUCCCCAGCUGCAAAAGAGGAACCAGGCUCAGGGACGUUAAUGACUUACUCAAGACUGCACAGCUAGUAACUGGUGGUAAAGGGAAUUGAACCCUGGUGACCACCAUGAUCCCUUGGGUAUUCUUGGCCUGUGCCCUCCCUUGUGCAGCUGACCCGCUGCUUGGUGCCUUCGCCCGCAGGGACUUCCAAAAGGGCUCCCCUCAACUUGUCUGCAGCCUGCCUGGCCCCCAAGGCCCGCCUGGCCCCCCGGGAGCCCCAGGGCCCUCAGGAAUGGUGGGAAGAAUGGGCUUUCCUGGAAAAGAUGGUCAGGAUGGCCAGGAUGGGGACCGGGGGGACAGCGGAGAGGAAGGUCCACCUGGCCGGACAGGUAACCGGGGAAAGCCAGGACCAAAGGGCAAAGCCGGGGCCAUUGGGCGGGCCGGUCCUCGAGGCCCCAAGGGGGUCAGUGGUGCCCCGGGGAAGCACGGCACACCAGGAAAGAAGGGGCCUAAGGGCAGGAAGGGGGAGCCGGGCCUCCCAGGCCCCUGCAGCUGCAGCAGUGGCCACGCCAAGUCUGCCUUCUCAGUGGCAGUGACCAAGAGCUACCCAAGGGAGAGGCUGCCCAUCAAGUUUGACAAGAUCCUGAUGAACGAGGGCGGCCACUACAACGCAUCCAGUGGCAAGUUCGUCUGUGGCGUGCCGGGGAUCUACUACUUCACCUACGAUAUCACCCUGGCCAACAAGCACCUGGCCAUCGGCCUGGUGCACAAUGGCCAGUACCGCAUCCGGACCUUCGAUGCCAACACGGGCAACCAUGAUGUGGCCUCGGGCUCCACCAUCCUGGCUCUGAAGCAGGGUGAUGAGGUCUGGCUGCAGAUCUUCUACUCAGAGCAGAAUGGGCUUUUCUACGACCCUUACUGGACCGAUAGCCUCUUCACAGGCUUCCUCAUCUAUGCCGACCAGGACAACCCCAAUGAGGUAUAGACAGGCAGGUGUUGGGUCUCCAGGGAGGUAACCAGAUCGUGGACUUCCAGAAUAAGACCCCUCAACUCUCUUCUGAGUGGGAGUGGGACCUCCCAGCCUCGGACAUUCCUCCUCUGCCCAUUGUUUCCUCCAUCAUUAAAUCCAAGCUUUUUUAUUCAUCCUCCCA